AUGGCCAAGAAGGGCGCAAAACUCGCCGCAAAGGCGCCAAUCGCCAAGUCGCAAUCAGACGGAGUCACAGACAAGAAGAACAGAAGAAAGUCCAACGACCCACCAGUCGAAGCCCCCAUCGCCGAAACCAACGAGGACGAAGAGUGGGAAGAUGAAGACAGCGAGGAGGACUCCGACUUGGAAGAAGAAGGGGGCGGCGUCGACUUUUCCAAACUAGAAGACAUCAACGACUCCGACUCCGACUCAGAAAUCAACAAUUCCGACUCCGAAAACGAGGACAACGACGAGGAAGAAGAAGAAGAAUCCGAAAUCGACGUCGACGACCUCAACCUCGACGACAUGGACCCCGAAGAAAAGGAAGAACUCGCCGCCACCACCCGCGUCCGCCAAACAAUCAACAACAAGGACGCCCUCCUCGCCGCCCUGAAGCGCAUCUCCCUCGUGCCCACCGACAUCAAGAAGGCCGCCUUGGUCCCCUUUGCUUACCACAUGACCCUCGUCACGUCCAAGCCCACCCAAGAAGUCAUCCCCUCCAUCGACGACGACCUCGAGCGUGAGCUCGCCUUCCUCAACGCGGCGCGCGAGUCGGCUCUCAAGGCGAGGAACUUGCUCAAGAAGGAAGGGGUGCCGUUUACGAGACCUACCGAUUACUUUGCCGAGACGCUCCGCAGUGAUGAGACGAUGGAGGCGGUGAAGCAAAAGAUGAUUGAGGCCGCAACGGCGAAGAAGGCUUCUGCCGAGGCGAGGAAGCAGAGGGACUUGAAGAAGUUUGGAAAGCAGGUUCAGGUGCAGAAGCAGCAGGAACGGGCCAAGGAGAAGAGGGCCACGUUGGAGAAGAUUAAUGAGUUGAAGAAGAAACGCAAAGACGGCGGCUCUGCCUCCCUCGGUGCGAGGGAAGCAGACGACAUGUUUGAUGUCGCUGUUGAUAACGAGCUUGGCGGCGGCAACAAGGCUGGCGGCAAGAGAGGAAGGUCAGGGGGUGAUCAUGGUCCUCCUAAUGCCAAGCGUCAGAAGAAGAAUGAAAAGUAUGGGUUUGGGGGCAAGAAGAGGUUCGGCAAGAGCGGCGAUGCGAUUAGCUCGGGGGAUAUGUCGGGCUUCAGCGCGAAGAGGAUGAAGAACGGGGGUGGGGCGGGUGAUGGGAAGAAGACGACGUUUAGUGCUAUGAGUGCGAAGGCGAAGGGGAGUAAGCCUAGGUUGGGGAAGGACAAGAGGAAGGGCGGGGCGGGGAGGAGGUAA
Podospora anserina S mat+ is the source of this 1236-nucleotide messenger RNA. RefSeq lists its product as uncharacterized. Lineage: Eukaryota; Fungi; Ascomycota; Sordariomycetes; Sordariales; Podosporaceae. The transcript has 2 exons. The coding region runs from base 1 to 1236 and encodes 411 amino acids. Gene Ontology annotation, biological process: ribosomal large subunit biogenesis; rRNA processing. Gene Ontology annotation, cellular component: nuclear periphery; nucleolus; preribosome, large subunit precursor. The record is from RefSeq and is a predicted model, not a curated record.